ACUUUCUCUCUCACCGCCUCGGGCUCUGUCUCGGGCUCUGUCCCUUUAACAGAGGGGCAGGUCCUGGAGGAAGUGACGGGCAGGAGCCGCAGGGGGGAGAGCCGGCCCGGGAUACACAAACAGGGGAGAUUGUCCCGCAAUGCACAGGGGCUGGCAGGGGUGAGAGAGACGGAGACACCCGAUGUAAGGAAGUGCGGGAGCUCGUCCGUAAGAUUCCGCGUUAUUUGUAUCGGCGAUAAACAGGGGGUCCGCGCGAGUGUGACCUGUUUGUCUCCUCGCCCUGGCACCCUCUGUUUGGUGAUGUGUCCUCUCCCAGCCCCCUGGAAAUUAUUGUGGCUACUUGUGCUUUUGCUGUGGCGCUGCCGGUUGAGCCUUUGCGAUUUGAAAGUCCGGGUACGUCUGGAGGACGGGCAGGUGACUGAAGAAACCUUACAGGCUGAUAGCGAGAGAGACUGCAUCACCUUGGAAUUCCGAAAAACAGAUGGGACUUUCAUUACCUACCUUGCUGAUUUUAAGCAGGAUGUGAAGAUUUUCCGGGCUCUGAUUCUUGGAGAGUUAGAGAGAGGACAGAGUCAGUUCCAGGCACUUUGUUUUGUCACCCGCCUACAAAGCAAUGAAAUCAUCCCCAGCGAAUCCAUGGCCAAGCUACGACAGAAAAACCCACACACAGUGCGACAGGCAGAAGAAAUGAGAGGAAUAGAAAAUAUGCACAUGGACGUCGCUAUUAAUUUCACUAAAGGGGUACAGCUCAGUUCUCAUAUUCACAACAUCUGCGCAGAGGCAAAAGAAGCUAUUUUUACUCGACAAGAUGAUGUGAGAGCGUGGCUGGAGAAAGGUGUGGAUGGAUCUAUGUUUGAGGUUCUCCCCCAGCCCUCCUCUCUGCCCGCUCUUCGCCAAUGUAAAUUCUGCUCCUUAGACUGGAAGCCGUGCAUGUGCUCAUACCGCCUUAGCCUGGAGUGGUUCCCCUGCAGCUUAAAAUACUGCAAGAGCCGGGACCCAUCAGGGCGCACCACCUCCUACAAGUGCGGCAUACGUAGCUGCCAGAAAGGAUACAGCUUUAAUUUCUAUGUGAGCCAGAAGCAACUCUGCCUGUGGGAUGAGGAGACCUAGAGGAAGUUCUGGGCAACCCUCUCCAGACCCAGAUUGAACUUCACCACCGUGUCCGUCAAUGGGACCACAGCCUCUUGGUGCCCGCUGAGUACUAUGUCUUAGAGAUGCCUUAUACUGUGAAUAUCCAAUUAGUAGACACCAAGACGGCCAUCUCUUGCAUGUUUUCCGCCAACGCAGAGAGAACCAGAAAGAACAAGAUGUCUUCUGUAGCUAUUGCACAAUGACUAGCAUGCUGCCUUGUGCCUUACUGACCUGCAGCCACACCAAGUGUCCUCUCUCUAUGGAAGUGCCUUAUUGCUCCUGGCACGGGCUCUGCCAACACACAAAGAUCAAAUAAACUCUCCAAGUAUUAAAACUGUGAACUCCGGGGAUUAAUAAUGUCCUCCUAGGGUUCCCAUGUGCCUUUUAUGUCACUUUUUAUGUAUUUCACCACAUUUCAAUAUAGUUCAGCUAUUUUUAUAUGAAAAGUCCUCUUUUUUGUAUUGAAGUAAAAAUGAAAGAAGGAACAAAUGAAUAAAAUAUUUAUCAUUUUGUAAGAGAAAUAAAGAUUUUUCAGAGCAUUGAAGAA
Messenger RNA from Bombina bombina (fire-bellied toad), 1678 nucleotides. It is a transcript of the gene OAF, whose product is annotated as out at first homolog. The transcript is spliced from 5 exons. Lineage: Eukaryota; Metazoa; Chordata; Amphibia; Anura; Bombinatoridae. The record is from RefSeq and is a predicted model, not a curated record. The coding region runs from base 301 to 1110 and encodes 269 amino acids.